Messenger RNA from Parathielavia appendiculata, 2337 nucleotides. RefSeq lists its product as uncharacterized. The record is from RefSeq and is a predicted model, not a curated record. Gene Ontology annotation, biological process: transmembrane transport; metal ion transport. Lineage: Eukaryota; Fungi; Ascomycota; Sordariomycetes; Sordariales; Chaetomiaceae. Gene Ontology annotation, cellular component: membrane. The coding region runs from base 1 to 2337 and encodes 778 amino acids. Gene Ontology annotation, molecular function: metal ion transmembrane transporter activity. The transcript is spliced from 6 exons.
AUGACCAGCACGCGAUUCGAAGAACUCCUGAAAUCCGCCGAGCAUCACCAUGAGCAAUAUCUCAAGAACCUGCGCCUUCUCUUCGAUAUCCCGGCUACCAGCACACGGGCUGUACGAACGGGAAGCAAUGAUGUGACGGCGUCGCCUCUUCUCAAGGCUGUCAGCUUUGGCCCAACGCCACCUCAGUCGAAUGGUGGGCGAAUGCGAUGGCUAACAAACGAAUCACCCAAAGUCAAACCGGCCUCUGUCUACGAGGGACUCUUCCUAUCCGGUGACGAGCCUAGUGAAUUCUCACCACUAACACCGCUAUCCCGCACCGCCUCGGCCAAAGCACACGACAGUUCCGUUCGCUCCGUUUCCAACUUGCUUCCUCAAAAGUCAUUCUCGGAGGAGAACCUGGUAGCCCAUAUUCGUACAGUCGAUGAAGGCAGUCAGGGGACGGUCACCGCCCUUGGUGAUGUAUGGCAGAGGAGGAAUGAGUUGGAGCCUUCUACAAUACUUGGUAGUUUUGAAUCAGGAGAAGGCAGCUGUUACGAAAGCGCAACGUACGUGAUUUAUGAGAUCGGCAAGGACGGUAUCCCGCAACCUAAGCAGAUACCGUUAGGGCCGGCCUCUGUUGUUGGCCUAGAUUGGGAUGGAGACAACGGGGAUGCGUCUGUCUGGAGUGUCCUCAAAGAUAUCAACAGCGAUGGGAAGGCCGUUGGGAGAAUAACAAUCCUCCAAGAACCCUCGCCUCUGACCCUUGCCGCUACUCACCUGACACUGAAGGAUUACUUUGACAUGAACGAGCUAUGCCAGCACCUCGUUUCCACCGAAGGUAACAAGGGCAAGACCAAGGCCUACGUUAACAGAGCCUUUGAAGCAGACCCCAUCAGACAGCGGAGCUUCUUUUUCGUCUUCAAGUAUUACACCGUCGUCGGCGAAGGCCUGACCCCGGGCCCCUGGCAAGCAUACGACGACCGUCCGCCUGACCGGCGAUCCCCAGACCACAUUGACCUCGCCGAGUGCAGCUCGGUACUCGCGCUAUCCCUUGGAGGCGAACCAACCGGCACUGUCAAGGUCAAGGUUCGGCGGAAGGCCAGAACAGGGGUGCUCUACGACACUUUUGCCCCUUGGCAACUACUCAAUAUCCAAUGCUUCCCGGACGAUGAACACUCAAUGCGGAGCGACAACUCCAGAAAGAAUUUCUGCAACGGCCCGUAUGCAUUCCUUGACGCCCUGUGCGUCGAGUACCGUGACGCAGUCAAGCGUUACACCCAAGUGAACGAGAUGAUUACCAAGCUCAUCACCCCUCCUAAUCAGUUCAUGUUCGACGUCCGCCUCCGCGACAAGCUCCUCUUCGAAGACAGCCACUUCACCUACUCGCGCCGCUACUUCUGGGCCUACAACACCCUCGGCGUCAUCAACGAGGGCAUCAGAUCGAUGCGCGCCGCCUACCUCACAACCUUCACCAAAGACUUCUGGGCCGGCCGGCAUCCGACUCUCUGGCCAUACCCACCGCCACCCCGCCCGCAGUCGCGGUCAGACUCAUCCACCAGUAGUUUGGAACAAAGCGACCAACAACAACAACCGCAACGACACCAUCAAAAAGAAGGAGAUGAUGAUGAAGACAACGACGAAGAGUGCAGGGGCCAGUACCUCGCGCGCAUGGACGUGCUCCGGCAGGAGCUCGAGAGCGCCGUGGCCGAGUUGCAGGUGAUGCACGACAAAAACGAGGCGACGCGCACCGAGAUCCGGUCACUGCGCGAGCAACUGUUCAGCGGGAGCAGCGUCAAGGAGAGCCGAAGGGCGAUUGAGCAAGGGGAUAACAUCAAGAUCCUGACGAGCGUUAGCAUGGUGUUCUUGCCGUUGACUUUUGUCGUGGGUGUCUUUGGCAUAACCACGUUCGACAUAUCCGCCACCGACUGGCGGUUCCCUGUCACGCUGGUGUCGGUGUGCAUCCCGUUCUUCAUCCUCAUCCUGGUGCUGCAGACCCGCGCGGCGAUGGAGCUGGAGGCGGUGGAGGGGAUCGACGGCAUCAGUAUCUGCAUUCUUAUUAUCAACACCAUAAUCACCACCACCAUCACGCUCAUUCGGCGAACAUCGCUAGCAAUGUCACGGCUGGAGACGUUAGUAGUGGUAGCGGAGGGCAGCAGGGUGAUACGGAGCGGGAGGGGAGGCAGCAGGGUGAUACGGAGCGGGAGGGGAGGCAGCAGUGGAGGAGACGGCUUCGGAUGGCGAGGGCGGCGAGGCGGGAGUGGGCUGGGGCCGGGGGAGGUGGCGCGGUGGGGAGAACAGGUUCCGUGGUUCAUCCGCAGAGAGCGGGCGGUAUGGGGAGAAGAGUUUGGGCGAGGGUAG